This is a messenger RNA of Beauveria bassiana ARSEF 2860, 1578 nucleotides long. Its product is annotated as Cytochrome P450 CYP561D2P. The transcript has 3 exons. Gene Ontology annotation, molecular function: iron ion binding; oxidoreductase activity, acting on paired donors, with incorporation or reduction of molecular oxygen; heme binding. NCBI's taxonomy places the organism in Eukaryota, Fungi, Ascomycota, Sordariomycetes, Hypocreales, Cordycipitaceae. Bases 1 to 1578 code for a protein of 525 amino acids. The record is from RefSeq and is a predicted model, not a curated record.
AUGUCUUCUUCGCAGCACUUGCCACUUGAUUCCCUCUCCGAUGAGCUGCCACAACCCCAGCCCUUGUUCUCCUCCUUGUGGCGGCCCAUUGCCGGUCUGAUCGCUUUGUCCGUCAUCUACCAUGCCUACAUCAUCCUCUACCGCCUCGCCCUUCACCCUCUCGCCAAGGUCCCCGGCCCGAAGCUGCACGCCGCCUCGUGGUUCCCCUUCCUGUGGCAGACCAACGUCGCCGCCUCCGCUCCUCGGACCAUCGAGGCCAUGCAUCGCAAGUACGGCCCCGUCGUGCGCGUCGGCCCGGACCAGGUCGCCCUCGACGGCUCCCUUGGCUGGUCCGCCGUCUUUGCCCACUCCACCGGCUCCCUGCCCGAGUUCGGCAAGCCUUUUGAGCAGUAUUUCCCCGGCGACGCCACCAGCCUGAUCGGCGCGCCGCGCGACCGCCACCGCCGCAUCCGCCGCCAGCUCGCACACGCCUUCAGCGCCGGCGCCCUCGCUGAGCAGGAGGCCACAGUCACGCAGUACGUCGAGCUUCUCCUCGACCGCCUGCGCACGCUCGAGGGUGACGAGUUUGACAUUAUCCCGUGGCUCAACUUCACCACCUUUGACAUCAUCGGCGACCUGGCCUUUAGCGACUCCUUCGGCAGCCUGGCCAGCAGCGCAUACCACCCGUGGGUGCUGUCCAUCUUCCAGGGGAUCCGUGGCAACGCGCUCCGACGCUUCCUGCGACAUUACCCGAGCCUGGGAUUCAUCGCAGCGCGUCUCGGCCUGGCAAGAGACUUUAAGGUGGCCGAGCACAACCGGCACACGGCGCGGGACAAGGCGGCGGCGCGGAUGCGGCUGGGCGUGGAGGGCCCGGCGGGUAAAAGUGAUUUCAUGACGUACAUGCUGCGCAAGACGAGGACGGACGAGACUGCGAUGAACGAGGAGGAGAUCCUGUCGACCUCGCCGAUCCUGGUCGUCGCGGGCAGCGAGACGACGGCUACGGCGCUGGCGGGCUUCUUCUUUUUUCUGGCGCAGAAUCCGGACAAGAGGGAGCUGGUCGUGUCAGAGAUUAUGGAGGCAUUCCCGGACGAGAACGGCAUUGACAUGCGCAGCACGGCGAGGCUGGAGUAUCUGCACGCUGCCCUGGAGGAGACGCUGCGUCUGUACCCGCCCGUCGCGGUGACGCCGCCGCGCGUCUCACCCGGCGCCGAGAUCGGCGGAUAUUACAUUCCCAAAGAUGCAAGUUGUCCUACCCUGAUUUCCGUGCACCAGUGGGCGACGUUCCGCAACCCGGCAAACUUUCAUCUUCCGGAGCAGUUUCUGCCGGAGCGAUGGCUGCCGGCGUCGCACCCGCGAUAUGAGGCGCGCUUCGACGGCGACAACAGGGCCGUCUUCAAGCCUUUCAGCCACGGCCCGCGCGACUGUAUCGGCAAGAACCUGGCCUACGCAGAAAUGCGCCUGCUCGCGGCGCGAGUGCUGCGCAGCUUUGAGGUCACUAUCGAGGGUCAAUCUGACUGGCAGACCAAGCAGCGCAUGUUUGGGCUGUGGGAGAAGAUUCCUUUGAAUGUUCGGGUCAAGUCGCGAUCAAGCGCAAAGUAA